AUGCAUGCAUUGUCUAGGCGUUGGGGAAACACGGAUAACACGCCGGGCUUUGACACUGCUGAGCCUGUAGGCAUUGAAGCGGUUAUUGUGAUAUCACUAAUGAUCAAAUCGCUGUGCAUUCUCGAGUAUUUUGGGUACACUGCAUGGAGUUCCAUCUUGAAGUCAGUGGAGCUUGGGCCUGCCUGUUCAGUAACAACGAGCACCUCCGAUUUCCACCGACCCGAGCCCUUGACCCGCUUACCUAAGUUGAUGCCUUACCUAUCAACCAGCAAGCAGCCGCAAGGUCCCAAGGCAUCAACAUCCUAA
Molecule: messenger RNA, 306 nt
Organism: Colletotrichum lupini
Lineage: Eukaryota; Fungi; Ascomycota; Sordariomycetes; Glomerellales; Glomerellaceae
Exons: 4
Coding region: 1-306 (101 amino acids)
Source: RefSeq, a predicted model, not a curated record